AUGGCUCAGCUCGGCAUUAUUCCUGGUGAAACAUUCAAUUGGAACAAUCUGAGUCGUAAACUUCAAAAUGCCAUCAAGCCAGUUCCUAAACUUGCUUUUCACAAAAUCAUAUCUUUCGAAAGUAAAUCUGGCAGAAAUCAAAACGGUUGGAUAUUUCCAAAAAUUCCUAACCACUAUGGUACUAAUUAUCUUCUCCGCGCAUUCAUUGCUGCUUAUGGAUGGCCAGGUAACCUGCCCGACGAUGCUAUCUAUCUAUACACUAAUGUCGAUUCAAAUGGAAAGAAGUUGUCAGGAAGAUACAACUAUACGCUCCGUUUUCCAAAAGAUCAAACACCGCCUAUCAAAGCAUUUUGGUCCAUUACUAUGUACGACCCCGAAUAUUUCUUUACACCCAAUGCAUUAAACAAAUUUACAUUGAGUCCUCGAGAUCCAUUGAUUUACAAUACCAAAGAUGGAUCACUUGAUCUUUAUUUUCAGCACGUGGCUCCUGAAGAAAGCAAACAAUCUAAUUGGUUGCCAAGUCCUCAAGGCAAUUUUGUUCUGAUGCUCCGAAUGUAUUGGCCGCAGAUACAAAAUUCAUCGUGGACAGUUCCACCUGUGAAGAAGGUAUAA
This is a messenger RNA of Adineta ricciae, 612 nucleotides long. The record is from the annotation of a GenBank genome assembly. Lineage: Eukaryota; Metazoa; Rotifera; Eurotatoria; Adinetida; Adinetidae.